AUGCCGAGGCAGUCCAAAACUUACAAGCAGCAGCCAAUGCCAAGGCAAUCUUUUACCACUCACCAUCACUAUCACCUUCUACCACUCUUCUUCCUUGUACUUUUGCCAUAUGCAGUUUCUGCAGCAAAUAAUGAAGUCCUUGCCCUACUGUACUGGCUUCACAGCUCCCCUUCACCUCCUGCUGCACUCUCCAACUGGCAUCCUUCAGACCCCCACCCUUGUAGCUGGUCUUUCAUCACUUGUUCUUCCAAAAAAUCUGUUAUUGAAAUCAAUAUUCAGUUUAUAGAGCUAGCUCUUCCCUUCCCUUCCAAUUUUUCGUCUCUUCCUUCCCUUCAAAAGCUUGUCAUUUCUGGUGCUAAUCUCACUGGAACAAUCCCACCUAAUAUUGGAGACUGCAUGCAACUAACAGUUAUUGAUGUCAGCUCAAACAGUCUUGUUGGUGGUAUUCCUUCAAGUAUAGGGAAACUCCAAAAUCUACAGGACUUGAUUUUAAACUCUAACCAGCUUACUGGGGAGAUCCCUGCAGAGAUUGGUGAAUGCAGCAGCCUUAAGAAUCUCUUCAUAUUUGAUAACUUUUUAAGUGGGAAUCUUCCGGCUGAACUUGGUAAACUGUCAAAUCUGGAAGUUAUACGUGCAGGAGGGAACAAGGAUAUUGCAGGAAAACUCCCAGAUGAGAUUGGAGACUGCCAGAACCUGAAGGUGUUGGGUCUUGCUGAUACAAAAAUUUCAGGUUCAAUUCCUGUUUCACUAGGUAAGCUAAGUAAACUUCAAGUUCUAUCUGUAUAUACUACUAUGCUAUCAGGUGAGGUUCCACCACAUAUUGGCAACUGUUCAGAGCUUGUGGACUUAUAUCUGUAUGAGAAUGAUCUCUCCGGAUCACUUCCACCAGAGUUGGGUAAGCUUCAGAAACUGGAGAAGUUGUUGCUGUGGCAGAACAACUUUGAUGGGAGUAUUCCUGACCAAAUAGGAAACUGCAAAAGCUUGAUAACUAUUGAUCUUUCCUUAAAUUAUUUUUCUGGAAGCAUACCUCGGUCAUUUGGAAACCUCUCGAAUCUUCAAGAGCUCAUGCUUAGUAACAACAACAUCACUGGCACUAUUCCACCAGUUCUUUCUAAUGCUACAAGCCUAGUACAGUUACAGCUUGAUACGAAUCAGAUAUCAGGCUUUAUUCCAACAGAGCUUGGGAUGUUGAAGAAGCUGGCAGUCUUCUUUGCAUGGCAGAACAAACUUGAAGGAAGCAUUCCAGCAGCAUUGGCUGGUUGCAGGAGCCUCGAGGCUCUAGAUUUGUCACACAAUGCACUCACUGGGAGCUUGCCAUCCAGCUUAUUUCAGCUUCAAAAUCUAACAAAGCUUCUCUUAAUUUCUAAUGACAUUUCGGGCAUCAUACCUCCUGAGAUUGGUAAUUGCAGUUCUCUUAUCAGAGUCCGGCUUGUUAAUAACAGAAUCAGUGGAGAGAUCCCAAAAGAGAUUGGUUUCCUUGACAACCUCAGUUUCCUUGACCUGUCUGACAACCAUCUUGGAGGCUCAGUGCCAGAUGAGAUAGGUAACUGCACUCAGUUGCAGAUGCUGAACCUGAGCAAUAACACCAUUGGAGGUUCUUUGCCUUUCUCUUUAUCUUCUCUUACAAGACUUCAGGUAUUGGAUGUUUCUGUUAAUCAGUUAAAGGGACAAAUACCCCAGAGUUUUGGCCAACUUACUUCACUCAAUAGACUUAUUCUUAGCAGAAACUCUCUCUCGGGAUCAAUCCCCUCCUCUCUUGGUCAUUGUUUAAAUCUCCAAUUGCUUGAUCUUAGCAGUAAUGCACUAUCUGGUUCAAUCCCAGAGGAACUGUUUGACAUCCAAGCUCUUGAUAUUGCUCUGAAUCUAAGUUGGAACGCACUAUCUGGGGUAAUCCCACCUCAAAUUUCUGCGCUGAACAAGCUAUCCAUAUUGGACCUUUCACACAAUAAGCUUGAAGGUGACUUGGUAGCGCUUUCUGGGCUUGACAAUCUUGUUUCUCUGAACAUCUCCUACAACAAUUUCACUGGCUAUCUCCCAGAUAGCAAGUUGUUCCGACAGUUAUCAGCAACAGAAAUGGCAGGAAACCAGGGGCUGUGUUCUAAGGGCCACGAGUCAUGUUUCCUCAGCAAUGCUACAGCAACUCGUUUGCAAAAUGAUGAUGGUUUCAGACGGUCACAAACACUUAAAAUAGCUAUUGCGUUGCUUGUUACCUUGACCAUUGCAUUAGCAAUCUUUGGGGCUUUUGCAGUCUUAAGAGCUAGGAAGAUUAUUGGAGAUGAUAAUGAUUCUGAGAUGGGAGGGGAUUCAUGGCCUUGGCAAUUCACACCAUUCCAGAAGUUAAAUUUCUCAGUUGAUCAAGUUUUGAAAUGUUUAGUGGAAGCCAAUGUUAUUGGAAAGGGUUGUUCAGGGAUGGUUUAUCGUGCAGAACUUGGAAAUGGGGAAAUCAUUGCGGUAAAGAAGCUUUGGCCAACUACAAUGGCAGCUGGAUGUGAUUGCCAUAGUGACAAAAUUGGAAUAGGCGGAGUUCGUGAUUCCUUUUCUGCUGAGGUAAAAACUCUUGGUUCAAUCCGCCACAAAAACAUAGUGAGGUUCUUAGGCUGCUGUUGGAACCGGAGCACAAGAUUGCUUAUGUAUGAUUACAUGGAAAAUGGAAGUUUGGGUAGUCUUCUUCAUGAGCGCAGUGGCAGCUGCUUGGAAUGGGAACUUAGAUAUCGAAUUGUGUUGGGGGCAGCUCAUGGUUUGGCUUAUCUGCACCAUGACUGCGUUCCUCCCAUCGUUCACAGGGAUAUCAAGGCCAAUAACAUUCUCAUUGGACCUCAAUUUGAACCUUACCUUGCUGAUUUUGGACUUGCCAAGCUUGUCGAUAGUGGAGAUUUCGCUAGGUCUUCCAGCACGGUUGCUGGCUCCUAUGGUUACAUUGCUCCAGAGUAUGGCUAUAUGAUGAAGAUAACAGAGAAAAGUGAUGUGUAUAGCUAUGGAGUUGUGGUGUUGGAAGUGCUAACAGGAAAGCAACCAAUUGAUCCAACCAUACCAGAUGGGCUCCACAUUGUAGAUUGGGUAAGACAGAAAAGAGGAAGGAUUGAAGUCCUAGAUCCCAGCUUACAAGCUAGGCCUGAAUCUGAGAUCGAGGAAAUGUUGCAGACCUUAGGGGUGGGUUUGCUGUGUGUAAACCCUUCCCCUGAUGAUAGGCCUACCAUGAAAGACAUCGCAGCCAUGUUAAAGGAAAUAAGGCAGGAGAGGGAGGAGUGUAUGAAAGUCAGCAUGGUUCUCAACGCCUCAUCGGAAUGUAAUCACCAUGGAAACAGCAACUCCACAUCAUCAAUGAUGCAGAACUCAUAUCCUCAAAGCAGCAGUACAAGCUUUUCUGCAUCUUCAUUGCUAUACUCAUCUGCCUCCAAUGCUAAACUAGCUUUCAAGUAG
Messenger RNA from Theobroma umbraticum, 3420 nucleotides. Its product is annotated as Leucine-rich repeat transmembrane protein kinase family protein. Gene Ontology annotation, molecular function: protein binding; ATP binding; protein kinase activity. The record is from RefSeq and is a predicted model, not a curated record. NCBI's taxonomy places the organism in Eukaryota, Viridiplantae, Streptophyta, Magnoliopsida, Malvales, Malvaceae. Gene Ontology annotation, biological process: protein phosphorylation.